Messenger RNA from Papilio xuthus (Asian swallowtail), 2762 nucleotides. RefSeq names its product FERM domain containing (gene Frmd5). Gene Ontology annotation, cellular component: cytoskeleton. The record is from RefSeq and is a predicted model, not a curated record. Gene Ontology annotation, biological process: actomyosin structure organization. Gene Ontology annotation, molecular function: cytoskeletal protein binding. Lineage: Eukaryota; Metazoa; Arthropoda; Insecta; Lepidoptera; Papilionidae. The coding region runs from base 279 to 1910 and encodes 543 amino acids. The transcript is spliced from 12 exons.
GUUAAUUCUUCUUAUUGUAUUAUCUUCUAUUGUAUUUUUAAUCUGUAUCAAAAGUGACUGGAAAGUCGAAUAGUCAAUAACCCGCACCCCUCAAACUUUAAGAAAAAUCGGAAAACAGAAAAUAUUGCUAAAUAAAAUAAAUUACAAUGUGUUAUACUUAAAAUACGCUCAAGUAAAAUACAUUAAAUUAAGCAAACAUCUCAUUUCAAAUAAAUAUGUCAAAUUGAUUAACUAUAAGCGUUUUAUGCGUACAAUAUUCGAGGAAUAAAUUGGGCAUAAUGUUUAAGAGUCGUGGUGAUAGUAAUAUUGUUUAUAAAUGUACUGUUCGGUUGUUGGAAGAUACAGAAAUAUUAGAGUGCGAAUUCCAUCCUGGCUAUAAGGGGAAAUAUCUAUUAGAGCAUGUAUGCCAGCAGUUGAAUUUGGCAGAAAUAGAUUAUUUUGGGCUGCGCUAUGUGGAUUCUGUGGGGCAAAGACAUUGGCUGCAUAUUGCAAAAUUAAUACUGAAACAAGUAAAAGAUUCCUCACCAAUGCUCUUUAGUUUCCGAGUAAAGUUUUAUCCACCGAAUCCGCUUCUGUUAAAAGAAGAUGUCACUCGAUUCCAAAUAUACUUGCAAUUGAAACGAGAUCUCUUACAUGGGAGGCUGUAUUGUACGGCUAACGAAGCGGCUAUGCUCGGCGCGUUAAUCAUACAAAUUGAACUUGGUGAUUACGAUCCAAGUAUACAUAUAGGCAACUAUGUGGCGGAGAUGCGACUGUUGCUGAGACAAACAGAUGCUAUUGAGGCUAGGAUACAGGAGUUGCACCGGGAGCCUGUGGAGGGGUCUCCGUGUGGCACGGGCGGUGUGAAGGGCCUCACCACGCAGGAGGCGGAGAGGACCUUCCUCAAGAUUGCUUGCCAGCUCGACACCUAUGGAGUUGAUCCACAUCCUGUUAAGGAUCACCGAGGUAACCAGCUGUACCUGGGCAUCAACCACGGCGGCAUCCUCACGUUCCAGGGCGGUCGCAAGACUAACCACUUUAAGUGGUCCGAAGUCAAUAAAAUCAAUUUCGAGGGACGCAUGUUUAUCGUGCAUUUAAAUUACCCUGAAAAAAAGCACACUGUGGGAUUUAAAUGUCCGAGCGGCGCCGCGUGCCGACACGUGUGGUGCUGCGCUAUCGAGCAAAUGCUGUUUUUUACGUUGCCAUCAUCAUCUGACGCGUGUGUGUACUCUGGCGGCGGACUGUUCUCGUGGGGCACAAAGUUUAAAUACGUGGGCCGCACUGAGCGAGAGAUACUCGAGAGGGAUGGCCUACUGGCGCCCCGGGACCAUUCGGAGGAAGGGUCAAGUGGCGGUGGCAGGAGGAAAGCGUCGAGCGUGCCCGCGACGCCCUCUACACCUAUGACUGGAGACUUUGGAUACAGCAGCCUGCCGCGUUCGACGCACAGCGCGCCGCUGGAGGAGAGCGGUGGUGUGGGUGGGGUUGGUGGCGGGGCGGAGGGCGAGAUGUGUGACGGCGCCUGUCUGCUCAGUGGAGCCGCCGUCGACAUCGCGCUCGCCUGCUGCGACAAGACGUCAGCCGCCUGUCCCGAGUACAGUGCGCGGGAUCCAUACGAGCACUCGUCCACUGAGUCCGCGGCGACGCACGGCACGCUCGGAACGCACGGCACGCAAGGCACGCACGCCUCUCAGGCGGAGGAAUGGCGGCCCGCGCUGCAGCCGCCGCCGCGCCCCUUCAGCCUGCUGCGCGCCUUCGUGCCCUCCUUCCUGUUCGUGUGGUUCUCCCUCGCCCUCACCGCGCUCCUCGUCUUCGAGACCGACUGGCCGCUGCUGCGACAUCUCAAGCGUAAGCCGGAAAUCAUCUCCCUCCGGCAUCACUACUACGCCCCCCUCAAGGAGUACUUGAAAAAGAAAGUUGUCGAACUUUUCUGAUUUUUUGACAACCUUUACAGACGGAUCUUUGAAGACAACUUUGUUUGGUUUUUCACUAUAUUCAUGUUGAAUAGACUUUGGGUGGUUGAGGUCCGUCUCUAAGGUACGAGAACUAAUUACGUGAAGCGUCUUGCUACGUUAAUAGUGUUUGUUUUGUUGCUUUGACUAACAGCUUUGAUCCCUUGUGUUAGUUUAAUGGAUCAACUUAGUUGUUUAUAUUAUUCCAUUAAACUAGGAUAAUUUAUCUCUGAGACUAAAUAUAUUAUUUCCGUGUGAUCUAGUAAGUAGAUCUGAUUUUUUGUUAAUCCAUCGUAAGACAAUAUUUUAGUCAUUGAAUGAGAUAAAUUGAAAAUAUAAAUACAGAGUACAAUUUACAUUUAAACGAAAUGACUACAAACUAAACGUAUAUUGAAUCUCGCGCCUUGCGUUGGCUCUUAUUUAACUUUAAUUACAUUUUACAUCAAAUAAAGUUAAAAAGACUUGUCCAAUGAAAGAUUUCCGAAUACAGUUUUUAAUGUUUUGUUUUAAUCUACUUCAAAUUGUAUAAUUUUCUUUUUGCAUUUAACUUUUUGUAUACAUUUGUAUAUAUCCCAAUAACCACAAGAGAUGCCAAUACAAGCCAAAAUAACUUCAUCAUAAUAAAGCCUGAUAUAACAUUUAUAUGUAAUUUGACACAUUUUUGGAGAAUUUUAGAAUCGUAGUUAAUAUUAUAAUAAUUAUUAUUAUUAGUAAUAAUAAGAAAUAGUAUAUAAGGUCACCGUUAUACGCUUAAUUUACGCACAAAUUUUUCUUAUUAUAUUAAAGCUUUAACAAUUUUAUUCCGCUAUGAACAUUUUAGUAUUUAAAAUAUUC